AUGAAGAUCAACUCCAGGCUAUCGUGGACCGAGAAGGAGAAGUUGAACGACAUGAAGCUUGCGAUCACGACUAAGCUGACUAAGCAAGGGCGCCGGCCCUGGAGUGGACCCGUGGACGGCUCCAGCCUUAAACGGUGGACCCACCCACUCUUCACUAUGACAGCCAGCAAGCAGCCUCGGAUGAUUUGCUGCAAAGCCUUAUCUUCUGUACCCCAUGUUUGUAUGGCUGAUUUAUGGGACCUGAUCGAGGAUGCUCGUAGCACUGCCCAGAAGACGCUGAUUCAUAUCCUUCGCCAGGCCAACUCCACUGACUUGGGUGGCAAAGACGUGUGA
Molecule: messenger RNA, 333 nt
Organism: Penicillium soppii
Lineage: Eukaryota; Fungi; Ascomycota; Eurotiomycetes; Eurotiales; Aspergillaceae
Exons: 2
Coding region: 1-333 (110 amino acids)
Source: RefSeq, a predicted model, not a curated record